AUGCUGAGGGUGAGGGCGACGGUGACGGUGGCGGCCUGCGCUGCGCGCCGCGCGCAGGCGCUGCGCCUGCUCCAGGGCGAGCGCCGCGUGGACGCGAACGAGGCCAACCGCAAGCGCGUGAUCUACCGCAGCAAGCAGCGCGGCUGGCUGGAGGUGGACCUGCUGCUGGGCCGCUGGGCCAGCCAGAACGUCAUGGCGCUCUCAAGCGACGAGCUGCGCCAGUACGAGGACAUUCUGAACGAGGAGACGAUCGACAUCUUCAACUACAUCUCGGGCAAGAGCCCCGUGCCCGCGCGCCUGGACACGCCCAUGAUGAAGCGGCUGCAGGACUACUGCCUCGCGUCCCCGCUGGGCAAGGCCUCGCUCGAGGGGUUCGCCGAGAACAAGAAGUUCAUGAGCAACUAA
Molecule: messenger RNA, 405 nt
Organism: Phytophthora sojae
Lineage: Eukaryota; Oomycota; Peronosporomycetes; Peronosporales; Peronosporaceae
Exons: 2
Coding region: 1-405 (134 amino acids)
Biological process (GO): mitochondrial respiratory chain complex II assembly; protein-FAD linkage; mitochondrial electron transport, succinate to ubiquinone
Cellular component (GO): mitochondrion
Source: RefSeq, a predicted model, not a curated record